GAAACAAGAACAGACCCCUUCCCUGCCGCCCCCAGUAAAAACCUCCAAACAACCAUAUAAAUUCACAUCAAAUCUCCCCUCAUCUCAUCCCAAACUCCCCGGAAAUAGUUUUGCAACCAUCCCACCAACCUGGGCGAACACACACAUAUAUAGAGAGAGAGAGAGAGAGAGAGAGAGACAUCGAUCAGAAUACACAACCACAUCUCCAGAACCCAUUUCAAACAAAUCAUAAUGCAUAGAACCCCCUCAAACUCUUAUCUGGGGCUAGAAGUAGCCCCAGCCUUCUUCAAGCCCAUCCAACAAAUGGCCCCACCUUCCCCAACCAAACGCCACACCAAGAUCACCGUCGUCGGAACCGGCAACGUUGGCAUGGCCAUUGCUCAAACCAUCCUCACACAAGACCUUGCCGAUGAACUUUCCCUCGUCGACGUCAACGCCGACAAGCUCCGUGGCGAGAUGCUUGACCUACAGCACGCCGCCGCCUUCCUCCCACGCACCAAAAUCCUCGCCUCCAUCGACUACUCUGUCACCGCCGGUUCUGACCUCUGCAUCGUCACUGCCGGUGCCCGUCAGAUUGUCGGUGAGUCCAGGCUCAAUCUGCUUCACCGCAAUGUAGCCCUCUUCUCAAAAAUCAUUCCCCAACUCGCGAAGUACUCCCCAGAUGCGGUACUCCUCAUCGUGUCUAACCCAGUCGAUGUCUUGACUUUUGUGGCCUGGAAGCUUUCUGGGUUUCCCUCGAAUCGAGUGAUUGGAUCGGGUACCAAUCUCGAUUCCUCCAGGUUUCGGUUCCUCAUCGCUGAUCAUCUCGACGUCAAUGCCCAAGAUGUUCAGGCUUACAUUGUUGGGGAACAUGGAGACAGUUCAGUUGCGCUUUGGUCUAGCAUAAGCGUUGGUGGAGUGCCAGUGUUGAGCUUCCUAGAGAAGCAACAAAUCAACUAUGAGAAGGAAACACUGGAGAAUAUGCAUAAAGAAGUCAUAAACAGUGCCUACGAGGUGAUUCGUCUCAAGGGCUAUACCUCAUGGGCGAUUGGGUACUCUGUGGCUAGCCUUGCUCGAACGUUGCUUAGGAACCAGAGGAGGGUUCACCCUGUUUCAGUCCUUGUUAAGGGCUUUUAUGGGAUGGAUGAAGGAGAGGUGUUCUUGAGCUUGCCUGCUCAGCUUGGUAGGGGAGGGGUACUGGGUGUGAUUAAUGUGCACUUGACAGACGAAGAGACAGAGCAACUCCGUGACUCUGCUAAGACCAUCGCGGAGUACCAAAGCCAGCUUGGGAUCUAGGACGCUGCAAGCUUUACUAUUGAUCUUCUGUUCGUCUGGUUUCCGGGUUUCUCUUGUUUUUGUUUUUUUAUUCGCAGAUUGCACUCCCUUCUUUGGCAUUCUUUUCAUGGAAUGUUGAUAUGAUCAUGUUACAAUCUGACUAGUCAGUAUUAUUAUAAUGUUUUUUUCCACAGA
Molecule: messenger RNA, 1449 nt
Organism: Macadamia integrifolia
Lineage: Eukaryota; Viridiplantae; Streptophyta; Magnoliopsida; Proteales; Proteaceae
Product: L-lactate dehydrogenase A-like
Exons: 2
Coding region: 232-1275 (347 amino acids)
Biological process (GO): carboxylic acid metabolic process
Cellular component (GO): cytoplasm
Molecular function (GO): L-lactate dehydrogenase (NAD+) activity
Source: RefSeq, a predicted model, not a curated record